Messenger RNA from Verruconis gallopava, 2040 nucleotides. RefSeq lists its product as uncharacterized. Lineage: Eukaryota; Fungi; Ascomycota; Dothideomycetes; Venturiales; Sympoventuriaceae. The transcript is spliced from 4 exons. Bases 166 to 1983 code for a protein of 605 amino acids. The record is from RefSeq and is a predicted model, not a curated record.
UGCUGCAAAAGUCUAGCUCUUAACUCCUAGCAUUGAUUGAACCAAAAGAAUAUCCGUGCUUUACACGGCGCCAAACUCUCUCAAAAUUCAUCUAAAAGCUCGUCUUUCAGAGGAAAUAACAAUCAGUCGUCACUUUCAUAGCAGUCGUGAUUCAGCUCAGGUAUCAUGGGAUCUCUUCAGAAUUCGAGGCCGAUUCGCAUUCAGAACAUCUCUGGCUCGCCAGUAGAUCGCCGAGACGCUUUAUAUCGCGCUGUAACAUCAUCUGAGCCGAUCGAUGUCUUCGUUGGUGACUGGAUGUCUGAAUUGAAUAUGCCAAUGCGUGCCUUUGCAAUGGCAACGGAGGGCGAGAGUGCUAUAGGGUACGAGCCGUCGUAUAUCGAGUCCCUUGAGCCGGCUUUACCAGCAUUGGCCCAAAAAAGAGUAAAGUUUGUGGCAAAUGGUGGGUGUGUCGCAGCAAAGGAGUUGUUCGACAUAGUUGUUCAGAUGGUUGUGCACAAGGGACUUGACCUCAACGUCGCCUGGAUUGAAGGCGACAUUGUAACCGAUUUGAUAAAGUCCGCGGAUCCUUCGAAACAAGUCAGCAUCUGCACGGGACAAACACUUGCAGACUGGCCAUAUGAACCACUAUUCGGUCAAUGUUAUCUUGGUGGGUGGGCCAUUGCAAAGGCUCUCGAAGCUGGAGCAGAUAUAGUGAUAUGCGGUCGCUGCGCGGAUGCGUCACCAAUAAUCGGUGCUGCUGCAUGGUGGCACAAUUGGCAACGGACAGACUUCGAUUACCUGGCGUCCAGUUUAAUAGCGGGCCAUUUGAUUGAAUGUUCGACUUACGUGACGGGUGGAAACUAUACAGGCUUCAAAAGCAUGGACUGGUCAAGCAUACAUGAUCUAGGCUACCCGAUCGCAGAGAUCUCCCAUGAUGGAGAUGUAGUCAUAACUAAACCAGAUCAUACUGGUGGUCUUGUCACCCCAGUCACUUGCAGUGAGCAACUCUUAUACGAAAUUCAGGGUAAAUACUAUCUCAACAGCGACGUCACAGCAGUUAUCGACAAUGUUCAGUUUACCAAAAUUGGCAAAGACCGUGUCCGUAUGUCAGGAGUUACCGGCUUACCACCCCCGGCCACGACGAAGGCAGGCGUGACUGCUCUUGGUGGCUAUAGAGUCGAGAUGAAUUGGGCUCUAGUUGGCCUGGAUAUAAACGAAAAGAAAAAAUUGUUUGAGGUACAGCUUCGACACAGUCUUGGAAAGGAACGGCUCGCCAAGCUUUCCUGCCUCGAUUUGACAGUCUAUGGCUCGGUUGAGGAGAAUCCAAAGAGCCAAAAUGCGGCCACGGUCGACAUGAGGCUUGUUGUACAGUCGAGAGACUACGAUGCCGUGUCUGAAAAAAACCUGGCGGGUCCCGUCUUCUCAUUUAUAAUGCAGACCUUUCCUGCAGCGACAUAUACGAACAAGAGCAUCACGCCAAAAGCAUUUCAGGAGUACUUCCCAACCUUGAUACCUCAGCCAACAGUAACUGUGCACUUCUCAAAAUCUUCAAUGCAAGACAUCACAGUUUUACCGCCGACUACAACACUUUCUGAGCCUAUGGUGCAGCCAGACUACGGACCGACAGAUGCCGCAGAUUUGUGGACAUUCGGCCCUACUGCAAGGGCGCCACUUGGACGAAUCGUACAUGCUCGAGCAGGAGAUAAGGGAUCCAACUGCAACGUUGGGUUCUUUCCAGCACACCCAGAGGCCUGGCCAUGGCUUCGAUCGUUCCUAUCGACGCCAAGGCUUAUCGAGCUUAUAGGUGACGACUACAAGGGUCAAAAAAUUGAUCGAAUGGAAUUUCCGAAGAUCAAUGCGGUUCAUUUUCUGCUUCACGACUGGUUGGAUAGAGGUGUCGUUGCCAAUGCCUCGUACGAUAUAUUAGGAAAGUUCAUAUCGGAGUACAUUCGCUGCAAAGUGGUGGAUAUUCCCGAAAAAUUUCUUGCCAUGGGCACUAUCUAAGUUCAACUUUUCUGUGGCGGUGCUCUUUUUGCAAUUUAAAAUAGAUCUGACUCUUGU